Molecule: messenger RNA, 2314 nt
Organism: Castor canadensis (American beaver)
Lineage: Eukaryota; Metazoa; Chordata; Mammalia; Rodentia; Castoridae
Gene: Nim1k
Product: NIM1 serine/threonine protein kinase
Biological process (GO): protein phosphorylation; microtubule cytoskeleton organization; intracellular signal transduction
Cellular component (GO): cytoplasm
Molecular function (GO): tau-protein kinase activity; ATP binding
Source: RefSeq, a predicted model, not a curated record
CCUUUGGGAAACGCUGCGGGGCGCCUCUGUCCCCGCAGCGGAGCCAGGCGGAGGCCGGCAGACGGGGUUUGCCCUGGCCGUGGGGGUCUAGUCGGCUGCCUUGACAGCUGGGGCGCCUCGCGGGACACCCACGGACGGGCGUCUGCGCCUGCUCCAGCGCCAACCACCCCGCGCGCCUUGCCCAUCGCGACGCAGUCAAGCCCAAGAGUUGGCCUCGCGACGAAGGAUGAGCCAGCCACCUGCUUAGAGGAAGGCUCAUCUAAAUAAAGGCCAGCUAAAGUGACAUUGCGGGGAUUUAAUCCUUCUCUGGCUGCCCUUGUGAUGGAAGACUGAUUUGCAAGAGCUUCCUUCCUGGGGCUCACAUUAUUAACUCUCCAGGGCCCUGCGACUUGACAGCAAGAGAAGCAUAAAAUGAAGAAGGUCAGAGAAAAGCCUGGGCAGCAGGGACUUGGGGGCCUCCCGGGGCUUUUACGCACUGCAGUGCAAGAUUGCCUGGCCAUCAAUGGAAAUAGCAAACUGUAGCCUUUGUCCUGGGACACAGCCACCGAUCACAGAGCAUCAGACACCACAUCGGACCAGAACGUUCCUGGAGUUCCAUCCCAGUUAGAGCUAUGGUAACAGAAUAUGUGCCUAACUGCCUAGUGAAAGCUUGCAAGUUCACGGUGAGGGGAGCUGGGAAGGCUCGGAGUGAGACUAGCAGCUUUUAGCUGGGCUCUGCUUCUUCUUCCUGAGGCUCAGCAAGGAGUUUUUGCCCAGGUCACAGGCAGCUUUCGUGGUCACUGACUCCGGCAGGUCUCCGCUGGCAUCUCCCAAGCACUGGGCCUCUGCCUGCUCCGCGACCUGCCCUGACCGGUAGCUCCUGGCUGAGAUGAGCCCGCGUGGACGAUGACGGCAGUGUGCGCGAAUGGAGGCGGCAUGGUGACCUCGCACUAUGCCAGGUGGGACCGGCGCGACAGCGUAGAAAGCGGCUGUCAGACGGACUGCAGCAAGGAGGGCGAUGAGGUCCAGCCUCACCAGCUGACACCCUUCGAGAAGCUGACGCAGGACAUGUCCCAAGAUGAGAAGAUGGUGAGGGAGAUCACCCUGGGGAAACGCAUAGGCUUCUACAGAAUCCGAGGGGAAAUUGGGAGUGGAAACUUUUCCCAAGUCAAGCUCGGGAUUCACUCCUUAACCAAAGAAAAGGUGGCUAUUAAAAUCCUGGACAAAACCAAAUUAGACCAGAAAACCCAAAGGCUACUAUCCCGGGAAAUCUCCAGCAUGGAAAAACUGCACCAUCCCAACAUCAUCCGCCUUUACGAAGUCGUGGAGACCCUAUCCAAGCUCCACUUGGUGAUGGAGUAUGCAGGGGGUGGGGAGCUGUUUGGGAAAAUUAACACUGAAGGGAAAUUCUCUGAACCAGAAAGCAAGCUCAUCUUCUCCCAGAUUGUGUCUGCCGUAAAGCACAUGCAUGAAAACCAAAUUAUUCACAGAGAUCUGAAAGCAGAAAAUGUAUUUUAUACCAGUAGCACUUGUGUGAAGGUGGGCGAUUUUGGAUUUAGCACAGUAAGUAAAAAAGGUGAAAUGCUGAACACGUUCUGUGGGUCUCCUCCCUAUGCAGCACCUGAACUUUUCCGAGAUGAGCACUAUGUCGGUGUUUAUGUGGAUAUCUGGGCCUUGGGGGUGCUUUUGUACUUCAUGGUGACUGGCACGAUGCCAUUUCGGGCAGAGACUGUGGCCAAAUUAAAGAAGAGUAUCCUUGAGGGCUCCUACACCGUGCCCCCACACGUGUCAGAGCCCUGCCAGCGGCUCAUCCGGGGAGUCCUUCAGCCCAUACCCACAGAGAGGUAUGGGAUCAGCUACAUCAUGAACAACGAAUGGAUGCAAGGGGUGCCAUACCCCACUCCCCUGGAACCUUUCCAACUGGAUCCUAAACAUUUGUCAGAAACCAGCACCCUCAAAGAAGAAGAAAAUGAGGUGAAAAGCACUUUAGAACAUUUGGGUAUUACAGAAGAGCAUAUUCGAAAUAACCAAGGGAGAGAUGCUCGAAGCUCAAUCACAGGGGUCUAUAGAAUCAUUUUACAUAGAGUGCAAAGAAAAAAGGCUUCAGAAAGUGUGCCAAUGAUGAUACUGCCAGACCCUAAAGAAAGAGACCUAAAGAAAGGGUCUCGUGUCUACAGAGGCAUAAGACACACAUCCAAAUUUUGUUCAAUUUUAUAAAUUACAUCAAAUUGUUGGUAAUUAACCAAGAUCAUUGCUGCUUUUAAAUUUUUUCAUGUACAACUUGGGUGGAGACACUUUUGUAAUUUUUAAAUAAAUUUAAAUUUGAGAUAUGCAU